Electrophorus electricus (electric eel) is the source of this 3662-nucleotide messenger RNA. Lineage: Eukaryota; Metazoa; Chordata; Actinopteri; Gymnotiformes; Gymnotidae. The record is from RefSeq and is a predicted model, not a curated record.
UGGUUUUUUCCAACACUUUUAAAGCUUGCAAGAAAAACCUAAAAACCUAACUCAUUUGGAAGACUGAGCUUUCUUGUGACCUUCAUGAAUUUUGCAGGAAAGGACUGCACUGAUUUAAAAAAAAAGAUCUAUUAAGCAACUACUGGAAGAUGCAAUGCAUAACCUUUCUGUCAUUCAAAGUCUACUCUAUUAAAGAAUAACAUGAUGCUGUUUUAACUGUAUCAUUAGUCAAUCUCCAUGCAGCUAGUUCGAGGGUCAAUCUCACUUCUGGACUCUGCACUCGGAUAAGUGUAAAUACCCCACUGCUGACCAGGCAACCAGACUCGACACCACCACACACAGAGCUUCCGUCAUGGCCACUUUUGACGACAUCCUAGAAGAAGCCGGCAGCUUUGGCAAGUUCCAGAAGCGGAUCUUCGGCCUGCUGUGUCUGGUGUCUAUCCCCUUCCCUGGCAUCUACGUAGGUAUUGUGUUCCAGGGCUUCACCCCGGACCACUGGUGCCAUGAUCCAGGGGUGAAGCCGCUUCAGGAGCGCUGUGAUUGGACCCCACGGGAGCUGCGCAUGGUCACCGUGCCCUUACUCAACACCUCUACUGGCACCGUUCACAGCCAGUGUGAGAAGUAUGAAGUGGACUGGAAUGCCACUGCCCUCACCUGUGAUGACCUGGGUGACAACCAGCAUACCGUACUGCCCAUAACUGUCUGCAAGGAUGGCUGGGAGUACGACUAUGAAGGCAGGGAGUCCUUUGUCACAGAGUUUGACCUGGUGUGCACAGAUGCCUGGUUGGCAGAUAUGUUCCAAGCCACACUUAGUGUUGGCUUCUUAAUUGGCAGUAUUGCGACCGGAUACCUAGCUGAUAGGUUUGGUAGAAAAAUGAGUUUCCUGAUGUCCUGCCUUCUAAAUGGAAUUACAGGAAUUCUAGUGGCGAUAUCCCCUAACUACAUUGCCCUGCUGGUUUUCAGAACCCUAUACGGCUUUGGGGUUAAGGGAGGUUGGAUGGUAGCAUAUGUAUUGAUCACAGAGGUGGUAGGCGUGGAGUACAGACGGACAGCGGGGGUGGUCUUUCAGAUGUUCUUCAGUUUAGGCAUCCUCCUACUGCCUCUCGUUGCUUACCUGAUAUCCAGCUGGCGCUGGCUGCAGGUGGCCAUCACAGUGCCCUACUUCUUCUUUCUGUCAUACUUCUGGUUUGUCCCCGAGUCGCCAAGGUGGCUUCUCUCCCAGAGAAAUUCCAGCAGAGCUGUAGAGAUAACUAAGGCAAUAGCUAAAGAGAAUAAGAAGACACUCUCCAAGAACAUAGAGACACUCAAAGAUGAUUCAGAAUCCAUUGCUGCCUCUUUCAUGGACUUAAUUAGGACUCCUAACAUAAGAAAACAUACACUCAUCCUCAGUUUCAACUGGUUUACUAGUGCUGUGGUUUAUCAGGGUCUGGUUAUGCGUCUGGGAAUCCUUGGAGGAAACGUCUACGUUGACUUCCUCAUCUCCGGAAUAGUGGAGUUCCCUGCUGCUAUUCUCAUCCUCUGCACCAUUGACCGCAUUGGGCGACGGCUCCCAUUCGCAACGGCCAAUAUAGUGUCUGGAGCUGCAUGUCUUAUAGCAGCUUUCAUUCCGGAGAGUAUGUUUUCAACAGGAGUGAAAGCAUUCCUUUUAAAGAUUUUCCAUGCAGAUAUGUUCUGGUUCAAGACAGCAGUGGCUUGUAUUGGUAGACUGGGUAUCACUCUGGCCUUUGAAAUGGUGGUGUUUGUAAACACUGAAUUGUAUCCCACCUUCAUCAGGAAUUUGGGUGUAUCUGUAUGCUCCACUCUGUGUGAUGUUGGAGGAAUUGUAGCUCCAUUCCUGCUUUAUAGGCUGGCUGUCAUCUGGUUAGAGCUGCCACUCAUCAUUUUUGGAGCUCUGGCAUUUGUUGCUGGGGCAUUGGUGCUCCUGCUGCCUGAAACUAGAGGUGUACCUCUUCCCGAAACCAUUGACGACAUUGAACACCCGAACAGAAACAAAGAAGACACCGUGAAGAGUCAUCAGAUGGAGACUCUGUUGCACUCAGAUGUGGCAACUAACAAAGAGAGUGUGACUGUCUGAGUAUGGCAUUUCUGCUCAGAGAGAGAAGUAACGAUUUACUCGUUUUUUAGGAAGGUACAGUUAAAUCUGUUAGUACUUUGUAAAUUAGCUCCAAUCAGGAAUCACCACUUUUCACUACUACAACAAUGUAUGCACUAAAACAUGUCAAUAGGUACAUUUAAUAGACUUUGUAUUGGCAUAAAGUGCCUAUUCCAGGAGCUCAUGAAGUCUUUGUUGAUGUAAUGUGACUAAUAAACAGAAAUGUCACAUUUGCAACAAGUUGCUAGCUUUGUUUUGUGUCAAGUUUUGAGAAGAAAGUACAAGGUUUGUCCUUAUUAGUUUAGGAUGUCCCACUUAUCAAAUUUUAAAUUUUAUGUUUGUAUUUGACAACACAUUUAUUUUCAACACAUGGAAUUUUUAUACAUUGUUAUUUUCUUUCUGGAACAUUCUAUUCUGAGAUUACAUUUAUUGAUUCUGUGGUUUGUCUUUUGAUGAAAUACCCAACAUAUAGUGACUAUAUAAUAUUGAUCUGAUUUUUAAAAAUAUAUAUUCUAAAAAUACUCAGACCCUAUUUAUUCAUUCCUGUUUAAAGCUGCACUAUGUAAGUUUGGGGACUUGGCAACCUCUCUGGUGGAAAUAUGCAAUUGUGUGAAAUGUGUGGAAGAACAUAUGAAAUGUGGGUUGUGCUGCAUUCUAUAUCCCCGAGUGAAUUUACCCAAUAAUUUCAUGUUCAUGGAGUAUUCAAACACAUCUCGAUCGGAAAUUGGGGAUGGAAAUGUACUCAAAAGAGUUAUCUUCUGUUGUAAUCGUACCCUUAUCAGUAUAAUGUUGGAUUUACAUAUGAGACCUUUCAAACGCAGAUAUGUAUAAAAAUAAAUAUUCACAGAGUACUUUGUUAAAUGUUAGCUAUAUGACAGGUUGGUCCAUCUGACAAUAUGUCUGUUUAUCUAGGUUGUUAUCUUCAGUAUUGUGAGCAGUUUAUCUAGAAGAUACUGUUCUGUAAAACCACUAUUUGUAGUAUGAUGCAGAGUGUUAUAGCUAUCUGAAGAAACAAGAGUAUUGUAGCCCACAUUUCACGUGAUCCAAAUGUGAAGUUCACAUUUAAAACUUCUCAGCAGUCUAGUGUGUAAAGAAGGGGCUCAGGAAACUAUGCUUUGCAAGCUGUAUAAGAUUCUUUUGCUGACUGCAUAUUAUUCACAGGCCAAUUUGAGAUCAGAUUUUAAAUACAAUAAAUAAGCAGCUAGCAAUAAUGCUGUUGUUUCAGUUCAGCAUAAAACCUUUAUGACAGUACUUACAUGUCACGGAACGCUCACCUCCCGCGAGUCACAUGGUUUGGCCUGGCAUGUGAAGUGGGAGGGUAUUUGUUUGUGGCCACACCUGCAUCCUGUCUUGUCUUUAUGUAUAUAAACCCAUGUCCUUGUUUGCAGGGUGUUGGUCAUUGUUAAUGUACUUGUAGAAGUUAAUGUAGUGUGUUAUUUGCUUGUAAAACAUAACUGUCAUAACUGGUUGUCUUGAUCGUGUUAAGUGUUAAAUAUCGUUAGUGUUUAGUGUGUCUGUCUGUUGUUUGUAUAGUAUGUAAGUGCCACUUUUGUGUUUUGUUUCAUGUAAU